GGUAUAGUGACGGAUGCGAUCACGACCCCUAUUGUCAACACAACUGGCUUUGUCUUCAAGAAAACUGCUGAUGUUCUUGACUUCAAGGAGAAACGAGUUGUUCGUCAUGAGUAUGGUCGUUAUGGGAAUCCAACGACAAUGAUACUUGAGAAGAAGAUAAGUGCACUUGAGGGAGCUGAAUCAACCUUGGUUAUGGCUUCUGGGAUGUGUGCAACUACUGUUAUGCUUUUUGCAUUGGUUCCUCCAAAUGGGCAUAUUGUGACUAGUACAGAUUGUUACCGGAAGACAAAGAUUUUCAUGGAGACUUUUCUUCCCAAGUUGGGAAUCACUGUGAUUGUAAUUGAUCCUGCUGAUACCCCGGGGCUUGAAGAUGCGGUGAAUAAGCAUGAGGUUUCUCUGUUCUUUACCGAGUCUCCAACAAACCCGUUUCUUCGAUGUGUGGACAUUGAGUUAGUUUCAAAAAUCUGUCACAAAAGAGGAACUCUUGUUUGUAUAGACGGCACCUUUGCAACACCUUUGAAUCAGAAACCACUUGCUCUUGGUGCUGAUCUUGUUGUGCACUCUGCUACAAAAUACAUUGGAGGCCACAACGAUGUUCUUGGUGGAUGCGUUAGUGGUUCAAUGGAAUUGGUUUCUGAGGUUCGCAAUUUGCAUCAUGUUUUGGGAGGCACACUUAAUCCGAACGCGGCAUAUUUACUCAUCCGAGGCAUGAAGACAAUACAUCUUCGUGUAAAACAACAAAAUUUAACGGCUUUGAGGAUGGCACAAAUUUUAGAAACACAUCCCAAGGUGAGUCAUGUUUACUAUCCGGGACUUCCUAGUCAUCCUGAGCAUCACAUAGCGAAGCGACAAAUGACCGGUUUUGGUGGUGUGGUCAGUUUUGAGAUCGAUGGAGAUCGCGAGACUACGAUUAAGUUUGUUGAUUCUCUGAAGAUCCCUUACAUUGCACCAUCUUUUGGUGGAUGUGAAAGCAUCGUGGAUCAACCCGCUAUAAUGUCCUACUGGGAUCUUACACAAUAGGAGAGGCUCAAAUAUGGAAUAAAAGACAACUUGGUUCGUUUUAGUUUUGGUAUUCGAGGACCUUAAGGCUGACCUUCUUCAGGCUCUUCAUACCAUCUGAACAAACGUCGCCUUCCACAAAACCAUCUCGUUUGUCAACGAUCUGUCUCGUUUUCUCUUCAUUCUUCAAUUUCAGUUGAGUAGGAAACUGUUGUUCCUUUGGUAUAGGCAAGUCGGCAAUAUUUAAAAUAAUUAAUAAUGGUCUUCUAGUUAUCUUAUGUAAUAUUAAAAACUACUUAGAUAACC
Molecule: messenger RNA, 1305 nt
Organism: Camelina sativa (false flax)
Lineage: Eukaryota; Viridiplantae; Streptophyta; Magnoliopsida; Brassicales; Brassicaceae
Source: RefSeq, a predicted model, not a curated record